AUGGUCGAUACUGGUGCCAUACCAAUUGACAAAGGCGCUCCAUCGUUAGUAUUCGCGACAAUCCAGCAAAUUUCAAAUGACGAGAAAAAAGGACCGAGCAUUGAGACAGUAUCAGAGGAGCCGUAUUCAAUAUUCACAUCUGCCGAGAAGAAAUGGAUCAGCCAUAUUGCGUCCUUCGGCGCCAUGUUUUCCACCUUGAGCAGUUACAUUUACGCGCCAGCCUUAGUACCUACGGCCACGGAUCUCAACGUCUCUGUUGCGCUCAUUAAUCUCACUGUCACCUCGUACCUGAUUAUAGCAGGCAUUGCACCAGCCUUCAUGGGCGACAUCGCCGAUCAAGGCGGUCGAAGGCCUGUAUAUAUCCUCAUGUUUACUCUCGUGGUUACGUCAAAUGUUGGAUUAGCGCUGCAGAGUUCGUAUCCUGCUUUGCUCAUUUUGGGUAUGGUACAAAGCGCGGGAGCAUCUGGGUCUUACAGCGCUGCUUGUGGGAUUGUUGCAGACAUUACAACAAUCGACGAACGCGGGCCCUACGUAGGAUCUACGCUGGUUUUAUUGCAAAAUACCAACGCUGCUCCAAGUUUUGGUCCGGUCAUAGCCGGGCUUCUCACUGAGAAGUUAAGUUGGAGAUGGAUAUUCUGGUUUUUGGUCAUAUUGACCGGUACUUACCUGCUCGUCGUUGUCACCCUGCUAUCUGAGACACAACGUCGUACUGUCGGCAACGGAAGUGUGAAGACCCAAGGAGUUCAUAAAAUCCAUGCCCUGGAUCAAGAUGAAAGACUACAAGGCAGCAAGCGGCGGUACCACAUCCCCAACCCUUUCAAGUGCAUCCCGAUGUUGUUUUCCAAGGGCAACUUUACAGUUAUCUUGAUGGGUUCUAUAACUUACGCGGCCAAAAUGACAUUGCAGAGCUCACUGUCAGCUCAGUGUAUUGACGUCUACAACUUGAACUAUCUAGAGGCGGGGCUCAUUUAUCUACCUUCAGAGGUAGGAGGUGCUCUAGCGUCUUACACGACAGGUAAACUUCUGGACAGAAACAUCCAGAAAGUGUCCGCCAAACAGGGAAGAGAUAGCCCAUAUCGUCGAGAUAACGAUAUAUCGGACUUUCCGAUCGAGGAGGCACGCCUCGCCGGUAUCUACAUGCUAGUUGCUCUCAUCUCAGUGACCACUGCAGGCUAUGGAGUGAGCCUUAUGCAAAGUUUGAUUUGCGGCACCCUUCUUACGGACUUGAACCCCGAAGCAUCAGCAACAGUCCAGGCGUCGUACAAUUUUAUACGGUGCAUAGGAGCUGGCGCUGCUAUUGCGGCUCAGCAGCCCUUGACAAACACCACGGGCUUAGGGUGGAGUUUUGGCAUGUUUUCACUCAUCAUGUUAUUUGCAGCCCCCUUUGCCAUGCUGCUCGAGAAGAGGGGCCUAGAAUGGAGGGCUUCCGCUCUGUCUCACAGGCCAUAG
Molecule: messenger RNA, 1449 nt
Organism: Colletotrichum godetiae
Lineage: Eukaryota; Fungi; Ascomycota; Sordariomycetes; Glomerellales; Glomerellaceae
Product: major facilitator superfamily domain-containing protein
Exons: 7
Coding region: 1-1449 (482 amino acids)
Biological process (GO): transmembrane transport
Cellular component (GO): plasma membrane
Molecular function (GO): transmembrane transporter activity
Source: RefSeq, a predicted model, not a curated record